Messenger RNA from Topomyia yanbarensis, 4720 nucleotides. RefSeq names its product UDP-N-acetylglucosamine--peptide N-acetylglucosaminyltransferase 110 kDa subunit (gene sxc). Lineage: Eukaryota; Metazoa; Arthropoda; Insecta; Diptera; Culicidae. Bases 225 to 3659 code for a protein of 1144 amino acids. The transcript is spliced from 8 exons. Gene Ontology annotation, molecular function: protein N-acetylglucosaminyltransferase activity; protein binding. Gene Ontology annotation, biological process: protein O-linked glycosylation. The record is from RefSeq and is a predicted model, not a curated record.
AACCGAAUUUGCAACACGUAAUCGAAGAAGAACGUUCAGUCGUUCACAUAAAAUCAGUUUUUAUCGUAUUAUCAAGCAAGAAGAACGAAUAUGGUACUGUACAAGAAGUUCCGUUAGUUCAUUUUUGUUCCCUUGAUUAUUAUUUUAGAGAAGUGGGCAGUGUUUGUAUUGAAAGUGUAAAGUUGAAGUGAUUGAAAAAAAACUUGUUAAGGUGACACGUAGCGAUGUCAGUGCAAUUCAAUCCCGAAUCGGAAGUAGAAAAGUUAAAUAACUCUUAUCAAACGGUGUACUACAUUAUAGCCGAUAAAGAGGCGACGGCCAACGACAAGUUCGAAGAAGACUACCAAGUGCAAACGAUAACACCAUCUGAUAGUGCUACUGGUACAGUUAUAAGGAAGCGCAGAAAAAUUGAACUGGUGCGAAAAAUGCAAGGUCAAGUUCCUGGCACGCAGGCAACCCAGCCUCCACUGCCGCAACAGCAGAUCCAAGUGCAGAAUCAACCCCAAACAGUGGUUAUCCAGCAGCAACCACAGGCCGUUCAGGUCCAGCAGCAGCAGCAACAACAACAACAAGUCGUACAGAACAAUGCGAAAAUCGAUCAGGCCCCUCAGUUGUCCUCAGUCGGAUUACUAGAAUUGGCCCAUCGGGAAUACCAGGCAGUAGACUACGAAAAUGCAGAACGUCACUGUAUGCAACUAUGGCGCCAGGAAAGCAACAACACUGGCGUCCUGCUACUGCUUUCGUCGAUCCAUUUCCAGUGUCGCCGUUUGGAUAAGUCAGCACAGUUCUCGACAUUGGCAAUUAAACAAAAUCCGCUGUUGGCUGAAGCAUACAGCAAUCUGGGUAAUGUGUACAAGGAGCGUGGCCAACUACAGGAAGCCCUAGAAAACUAUCGCCAUGCUGUACGCUUGAAGCCGGAUUUCAUCGAUGGCUAUAUUAACCUGGCCGCUGCUUUGGUAGCUGCUCGCGAUAUGGAACAAGCAGUCCAAGCGUAUGUCACGGCACUGCAGUACAAUCCGGAUCUUUAUUGCGUGAGAAGCGAUUUAGGAAAUCUUCUGAAGGCACUGGGAAGAUUGGACGAGGCUAAGGCAUGCUAUCUCAAGGCAAUCGAAACCAGACCGGACUUUGCAGUGGCAUGGAGUAAUCUGGGAUGUGUUUUCAACGCCCAGGGCGAAAUCUGGCUCGCCAUUCAUCACUUCGAGAAAGCUGUGGCACUGGAUCCAAACUUCUUGGAUGCCUACAUCAACCUGGGCAACGUGUUAAAGGAGGCCCGAAUCUUCGAUCGAGCCGUCGCUGCCUAUUUACGUGCACUAAAUCUUUCGCCCUACAAUGCUGUCGUCCACGGUAAUCUGGCGUGCGUAUACUACGAGCAGGGCCUCAUCGAUAUGGCCAUUGACACUUAUCGACGAGCCAUCGAACUGCAGCAGAAUUUCCCCGAUGCCUACUGCAAUCUGGCUAACGCCCUCAAGGAAAAAGGACAAGUCCAGGAAGCUGAGGACUGCUAUAACACAGCUCUUCGGUUAUGUCCUAACCAUGCCGAUUCGCUUAACAACUUGGCAAACAUCAAGCGAGAACAGGGUUACAUUGAGGAGGCAACACGACUAUACUUGAAGGCGUUGGAAGUUUUCCCCGAGUUUGCAGCAGCGCACUCCAAUCUGGCAUCGGUGCUGCAGCAGCAGGGCAAGUUGAAUGAGGCUCUUUUGCACUACAAGGAGGCAAUCCGUAUUCAGCCGACGUUCGCUGAUGCGUACUCCAAUAUGGGAAACACGUUGAAGGAGAUGCAGGAUGUAGAUGGAGCACUACAGUGCUAUACACGAGCAAUCCAAAUCAAUCCUGCGUUUGCUGAUGCGCACAGCAAUUUGGCCAGCAUACACAAGGAUUCCGGCAACAUUCCGAAUGCGAUUCAGUCAUACAGGACGGCUCUUAAAUUGAAGCCCGAUUUCCCAGACGCAUACUGCAAUCUGGCACAUUGUUUACAAAUUGUUUGCGACUGGACUGACUAUGAAACACGAAUGAAGAAACUGGUUGCUAUCGUGGCUGAUCAGUUGGAAAAGAAUCGAUUGCCGUCGGUUCACCCGCAUCAUUCGAUGUUGUACCCGCUAUCGCAUGAUUUCCGUAAGGCAAUUGCCGCUCGACAUGCAAAUUUGUGUCUGGAGAAAAUUAACAUCCUUCACAAGCCGCCGUAUAAAUUUUUACGUGAGCUCAACGGUCGUCUAAGGAUCGGUUAUGUAAGUAGUGAUUUUGGGAAUCAUCCCACGUCACAUUUGAUGCAGUCGAUUCCUGGAAUGCAUGAUCCAUCCCAGGUAGAAGUGUUCUGCUAUGCACUCAGCCCAGAUGACGGAACAGCGUUCCGGAACAAAAUUUCACGGGAAAGUGAGCAUUUUAUUGAAUUGUCACAGAUUCCUUGCAAUGGUAAGGCAGCCGAUCGAAUUCAUGCCGAUGGUAUUCAUAUUCUGGUCAAUAUGAACGGCUACACUAAGGGAGCGCGAAAUGAAAUCUUUGCUCUAAGACCAGCGCCUAUUCAGGUUAUGUGGCUAGGCUAUCCAGGAACUAGCGGAGCUAGUUUCAUGGACUACAUCGUAACAGAUGCGGUGACGUCUCCGAUGGAAUUGGCCGAUCAAUAUAGUGAGAAACUUGCGUACAUGCCCCAUACAUAUUUCAUAGGAGACCAUCGACAAAUGUUUCCGCAUUUGAAGGAACGUUUGAUUGUUAGUGGAAAACAGCAGAACAACCAGCUAGUCGACAACGUUGCAGUCAUCAAUGCGACCGAUCUUUCCCCGCUGGUAGAGAACACUGACGUAAAAACGGUUCGUGAACUUGUGAUCACUAAUAAACCGGUAGAGAUUCAACACAAAAUCGUCGAACUUCCUACAACAACACCGGUUGAAACAAUGAUUGCAUCCGGCCAGAUUCAGACCUCGCUAAAUGGUGUCGUUGUGCAGAAUGGAUUGGCCACUACACAAACCAACAACAAGGCAGCCACCGGUGAAGAAGUUCCGCAGAGCAUUGUUGUUACAACACGACAGCAGUACGGUCUUCCGGAUGAUGCGGUAGUGUAUUGCAACUUCAACCAGCUGUACAAAAUCGAUCCCCAUACGCUGACUUCGUGGGUAAACAUCUUGAAGAAUGUGCCAAACGCAGUGCUUUGGUUGCUUCGGUUCCCUGCAGUUGGCGAAACCAAUAUCCAGGCAGCCGCUCAACAGAUGGGUAUUUCGCCUGGCAGAAUCAUCUUCUCCAAUGUUGCCGCUAAGGAAGAACACGUCCGCCGUGGACAGCUGGCGGACGUUUGUCUAGAUACGCCAUUGUGUAACGGGCAUACCACUUCGAUGGAUGUACUGUGGACAGGAACACCGGUCGUUACGCUGCCCGCUGAGACAUUGGCAUCGAGGGUGGCUGCAUCACAACUCGCCGCACUCGGCUGUCCGGAGCUGAUCGCCCGAAACCGUCAGGAUUAUCAGGACAUCGCUAUCAAACUGGGUACCGAUAAGGAAUAUCUUCGGGCGAUUCGUGCCAGAGUGUGGGUGGCCCGAUGCGAAAGUCCGCUAUUCGACUGCAAGCAGUACGCGCAAGGACUGGAGACACUAUUCUACAAGAUGUGGGAACGGUUCGAAAGAGGUGAACGCCCCGACCACAUAUCGGCCAAAGAAACCUCCAAGUGAGUAGCGAUGUUGAACUGAACACACAUUCAUUCACACACUGCUAAUCGUGUGGAAGGAAACCGGCAGCAAUGUAAAGUGAACUAUAUUUUAGAGAUCACGCAUUCUGUUUUAACCGAAUGAAGUUGUUUUUAGAUAAUAGGUUUAUUCUAAGACACCAGUUUUGAUUUUUAACGUACACCUUCAAAAUUGACAAAAAUGUGUCUUGCUAAUGAUCAAUUUAAAUUAUAGUAACUAUAAUUUAAACUAUUUUUAGUAGUAUUGAGAUAUUGUAUAAAGUAUAAUAAUUGAAUGGUAUAAUAGUUGAUGUUUUUAAUACUUUAUUGAUAAGACAUGGAAUUCGAGUUUGAGUUAUAAGGAGUGUGAUUUUUUUUUUUGAUUUUUCCACCUUAACUUGAAAAAAUUAUGCACGUGAAAUAAUUUUUUCCUUGCAACUCAUAAUCUGUUUUGCGCAGUUACAACAAAUAUAUAUAAACAAAUAACUUUUGAGUGAUUCAACUUUAAAAAAAUGCUCGAAACUAAAUGAAAUUGCAAAACUAGUGGCAAAUGCAGAAAAUGAUAGUACUAAAUAUUACAAUACUAGCAAUGCUACUUGUAGAUAUCGUCUUAAAUUUUAUCCUACUGGUUGCAUUUUACAGUACAGUAGCACUUUAGUUAUGAAUGUAAUGUUCGAAAACACAAACAGCAGAUAGGUAACACGCAAGCGGCAACACAGAGCAUGUAUAUCAUAUUUAAGCGUAAAUAUGAGGGAUAGAAGGCUGCGGUAUGAAUGCCAUGGAACAACUGGUGCCUGAUACAGUAUGACACAUUUGUAAUGCAUAACGAACUAAUGCUGUCUCUCUGGCACAAACGGCACUGACCCUUCUUGCACAGCAGCAUGAAGCAAAUUAAUGAAACGUUUUCCCACAAUUCUUACAGCUGCUCAGUUUGAUCGCUGCGAUCGUUUUUGUAAAUAGAUGUAUCCGCCCUUAGAGAACUAGUGAAACAAAAAAACAGAAACUAAUGUUUUCUGAAUUCAACUAUAUGAGUAAUAGUAUGAAAUAAAUUCAUGUUACUUAGCAAAA